Molecule: messenger RNA, 1221 nt
Organism: Hemicordylus capensis (graceful crag lizard)
Lineage: Eukaryota; Metazoa; Chordata; Lepidosauria; Squamata; Cordylidae
Product: olfactory receptor 1019-like
Exons: 2
Coding region: 283-1221 (312 amino acids)
Biological process (GO): sensory perception of smell; G protein-coupled receptor signaling pathway
Cellular component (GO): membrane
Molecular function (GO): odorant binding; olfactory receptor activity; G protein-coupled receptor activity
Source: RefSeq, a predicted model, not a curated record
CGCAAAAGAAGGGUGAGAACAAAGAAUGGGCUGAGCAUCUGACAGAUUCAGAGCAGGGAGUGAAGAUUCCUGUCACAACUUUCAGGAAACUUUGUGCUUCCUUCUGAUCACAGAAUCAGCACAUGGUAUUUUGGGUGAUAAGUAGACCUGGCUGCAGAAAGAAGAAGAUCGCUUCUGCCAAAGUGUAGAGUCUACCUCUUGCCUAUUGUCCUGUUCUUGAGCUGCUUUUUUUUUUUUUUUUUUUGGAGUGAGUUCCAUCACCUCUUUUUCUUUUGUUUUAAGAUGGUGGAAGGCAAUCAUACCCAAGUGACAGAGUUCAUUUUCUUGGGCUUCACAGACAAUCCACACCUAGAAAUUGCCCUCUUUGCCGUGUUUUUGUUCAUCUAUGUGGCCAACGUGGUGGGAAAUGUGGGCAUGAUACUCCUGAUCAUUGUUGAUGAGCAGCUCCACACACCUAUGUAUUUUUUCCUUUGCCAACUCUCCUUAGUGGAUCUGGGCUACUCCACCGCCAUUGCCCCACGCAUGCUGGCCGACUUCUUACGUCCACGCAAGGUCAUCUCCUUCUCCAGCUGUGCCACCCAGUUUGCAUUUUUUGUGGGCUUUGUGGAUGCUGAAUGCUAUGUCUUGGCUGCCAUGGCAUAUGACCGCUAUGUAGCCAUCUGCCGUCCACUCCAUUACACCACAGUCAUGUCAAAACAGGUCUGUCUGGUAUUGGUGAUUGGUUCCUACAUAGCAGGUCUUAUCAGCUUGGUAUCCCAUACCAGCCUGACCUUCAGCUUAGAUUUCUGUGGCUCCAAUAUCAUCAACCAUUUCUUCUGUGAGAUUCCUCCCCUUCUAGCAUUGUCAUGUUCUGACACCUAUGUGAGUGAGAUCCUCCUCUUCAGCCUUUGUGGAUUCAUUGAGUUUAGCACCAUUCUUAUCAUUCUUAUUUCCUACCUCUUCAUCUUUGCUGCCAUCUUAAGGAUCCACUCUGCAGAGGGCAGGUGUAAAGCCUUCUCCACCUGUGCUUCCCAUCUCACUGGGGUCACACUCUUUUAUGGGACAGUUAUGUUUAUGUACUUGAGGCCAACAUCCAGUUACUCACUAGAUCAGGACAAAUGGGCCUCCGUGUUCUACACUGUUGUGAUCCCUAUGCUGAACCCCUUAAUCUAUAGCCUGAGGAACAAAGAUGUGAAGGAAGCUAUUAAAAGAGUCAUCAGCAAGAAAGUUUUAUCCAAGUAA